GCGCGCCUUUCCCCUCGCCCCCCCGCCGCAUCCCCGCCAUGGAGCUCCAACGCAAGGAAUAUCCGGCACUGCUGACGUCGCUCUCUCCCGCGCAAGCCGUGGCCGUGCUCGACAGUCGCAUGAAGCAUGUUGGCCAAUUGAACACGCAUAUCGCCGACUGGCUGCAGGAACGCCGUCGCGUAGAAGAGCACUAUGUCCAAGGCCUGCGCAAGCUCGCCAACAAGCACCCGCCCGACGACUCGUCAGACCUAGGCGUCCUCGCGACUCCAUGGCAGAAGAUUGUCAGCGCGACCGAGUCGGUCGCCCAAUCGCACGCCCACCUCGCGACCAAGAUCGAGGCCGACGUCGAGCGCCCCCUCCGUGACUUCUCCGCCAACAACCGCGAGAUGCAGGCCAUGGCUAACAUGCAGGGAAACCUCGCCGCCAUUGCCAAAGAAAUCGACACGGCGCAGAAGAAGCAGGCCAAACUUCGUGAUAAGGGAUCGAAGGCCAAAGCGUCCUCGGUCGCCGAGGCGGUGCAGGACAUGGAAAAGGCCGAGCUGCAGUGGGACACGCAGGCUCCCUACGUUUUCGAGCAGCUGCAGGCCAUUGACGAAACCCGUCUCAACCACCUGCGCGAUGUGCUCACCCAGUUCCAGACGCACGAGGUUGACCAGGUCGAGCGCAGCCGGACCACAGCCGAGGAGACGCUCAACGCCAUGUUGAACAUCGAGACGGCCGAUGAGAUCCAGACAUGGGCCCUGCGCAUGCGAAGCGGCGAGGCCCCUCCGCCUUUGCGGAAGAUGAGCAAUACCCCAGCCAAUCUGGCGCCGCCGCCCCUGCCCACGUCGCCGACGGCAGCAGACGACAACCGCAGCCAGAAGAGCGGCUCGGCGCAAGAGAAGCACAGCUCCAAUCCUCUCAAGCGAUUCGGGACGGUGCUGGGCCGACGAAAGAGCGCCCACCCAUACGGACGCGCGACAUCGCCAGACCGGAAAUCGUCGGCAAAUCUGGGUUCCGCUUUUAGUGGAUUCGGCAAGGGCAAAGCAAAGAAGAACGAGGAACCUGCCCUGAGUUCAACCGCAGAGCGUCCAACCUCGCCGCUGAAGCGCCUUUCUCAGCAGGCCUCGCAAACAUCAGAGUCUCCCAGCCUCACUCGCCAAGCCAGCCCCGAACCGGCUGCAAACGGAACUAUACCCGAGUCGACCUUGGAGAUGGAGGAAGAGGCAGAGGAGCCCCGUGCUGUGAAUGGAACCUCCUCUGCACCGGAACCUAUACCAGAGGUCGAUGAGUCGGCACCGCCAGUUCCAACCAAGGAAACGCAGACAGAGCCAGCAAAAGACGCUGAGGGCUACUCUAUGCGUCCGUCUGCCAUGGACGCCAUUACCGAAGCCGAAAGGGAGGCUGGAUUCGCGCAACCCGAGGGGAGUGCACCUCCUCAAUUUAAACUUGAUAUCAGAAACGCCCCGAUCCAGGAAGAAGACGGCGAUGCAGAUGCAGCUACAGCGAACCUAGUCAACACGCUGCGUGCACAAGCCGCACAGCCAAAACGGGCGACCACACUGCGAGGCCGACGAGAUGUUCGUAACACGAUUUUCGUGCCCAGCCCCGCAACGCCAGAACUUCAAAGUAUAGGCGAAGUCCCAUUACCAUUGAGUAGUGAUUCUGGCCCCGCCUCGGGGGCUGCUUCUCCACCUGCUUUACCCCCACAGCCUUCUUCGCCAGCGUCCAAACCACAUCGCGCCUUGUUGUCAGAAGACCACGCCGCAUCGGAUACACAGUCCAUCCGGUCGGGCCGAUCCUUGAGUAGCUCCGCUAGCUCUACGGUAAAGCAUCCCGACCUGCAUGAACCGGGGCUCAAUGCGUCAUUAGUGGAGACGGUCAGCGCUUGGUUCGAACAGGGUAAUGUCACCAAGGCAAUGGUAAUCGGGCAGGUUGCGCUUGCAUAUAAUCCUGUUGAUAUUUCUGCUGGUCCAUUCGGCACCGAGAGUAUACGUCUGGAGAAUUUCCCUGUGCUCGAAAAGGUAGCGCCUAAUCCCGCUUUCAUUGAGCAAACGCCAGAGAAUCCAGGCAGCUACACUGUGGAUCUGUCCAAGAUUACCAAAACUUCGGUAGCUUUCCAUUACCAACUGCACGUUGAAGAGAGCAAUGUCGGCUCUCUGCCCCCAAUCAUUCUCUCUCCAGCAUGGAAGCCAGAACCCACACAAACCUCUGUCAUCCUCCACUACUCGCUCAACCCCAAAUUCGACCUCGGCACCGCCACCAGCAUCACCAUGCGAAACCUCGUGCUGGUGAUCCGCCUCGAGCCCGGCUCAAAAGCGACAUCCUGUCAGUCCAAGCCCGCCGGCACCUUUUCCCGCGACAAGAGCCUCAUCUACUGGCGCCUGGGCGACGUGACCCUCGCCAAAGACUCGGUCGCACAAACCCUUCGCGCGCGCUUCUUGACCGACGGCCAGGCCAAUCCCGGCAACACGGAAGCCCGCUGGGAAAUCAGCGACGAGCACUCGCUCGCGCUCGGCAGCGGCCUAGGCGUCAGCAUGAGCCAGUCGCUCAGCACCAAAAAGGACGACGCCGAAGACGACCCCUUUGCCGACAUUGACGAAAACGCCCCGCCGAGCCCCGCUAUCGAGUGGAAACCCGUGAAUACCGUCAAGAAGAUGAUUAGCGGUACUUAUCUAGGCGUGUGAGCGGACUAUAUAUAUGUGGGAUAAAGUGCUUUCGAAGGGCAGCUGGAAGUGUGUGUGGAAAUUUAAGGGAACUAAUGGGCCUCUUUUUUUUGUGAGAGAGAGAGAGAGAGACAAGAGAUGGGGACUGCAAAGUUGACAGUUGUGUGUCUAUCUGUGUACUGUGUACUGUGUGUCUGUCUGUCUGUAUGUGUGUAAGUGGAGGAAGAUGGAGGGGAGGAAAGGGCGUCG
Exserohilum turcica Et28A is the source of this 2894-nucleotide messenger RNA. RefSeq lists its product as uncharacterized. NCBI's taxonomy places the organism in Eukaryota, Fungi, Ascomycota, Dothideomycetes, Pleosporales, Pleosporaceae. The transcript has 6 exons. Gene Ontology annotation, biological process: septin cytoskeleton organization. Gene Ontology annotation, cellular component: plasma membrane; cytoplasm; endocytic vesicle. The record is from RefSeq and is a predicted model, not a curated record. Bases 39 to 2666 code for a protein of 875 amino acids.